Carassius auratus (goldfish) is the source of this 868-nucleotide messenger RNA. RefSeq names its product protein unc-80 homolog. The transcript has 2 exons. Gene Ontology annotation, biological process: monoatomic cation homeostasis. NCBI's taxonomy places the organism in Eukaryota, Metazoa, Chordata, Actinopteri, Cypriniformes, Cyprinidae. The record is from RefSeq and is a predicted model, not a curated record. Gene Ontology annotation, molecular function: monoatomic cation channel activity. Gene Ontology annotation, cellular component: axon; cation channel complex. Bases 112 to 411 code for a protein of 99 amino acids.
AAGAGACAAAAUGUGCAGUCUACAUGUACGUGAUUCUCUGUCAGGUAUUCUGGACUUUAUCUCUCCAGUUUUUCAGCAUACCAAGGAAAGACUUCCAUCAGCACCGUUGGCAUGUCCACCUCUGCAUACAGGUUGAGUCUGGCCAACAUGUCCCGCUCCAACACCGGUACAGGAACUGUCUGGGAGCAAGAGAGCCAACCCUCACGCCAGCCUUCACAGGACACACUCAGUCGGUGUACCGAUGAGGAAGAGGAGGAAAAUGACUCCAUUAGCAUCCCCAGCGUGGUAAGUGAGCACGAUGCUUUCCUCCCCAGACUCAUUUCGCAGCGGCGUUUCUCCAGUCACACCUCUGUGUCGGCUGCUGCUCAGCCUGAACCAGGCAUUAGCACCAUGCUGCCCAGUCACAGGUAAACAAACAGCCCUCUUAAAAACUUGAGCUCAUUCAGACAGAAAACUGUCUAUAACAGUCUUAUUUAUCCAAUCUUACCAUAUCUUUCCCUUUUAAGGGGUCAUCAGGUGCCCAUUUUCCACAAGUUGGUAUGAUUCUUCAGGGUCUUGAUGGAAAAGGCUGGAACAUAGUUUGGUUAAAAUUUCUCAGUGGUAGUGUAAAGAACAUCUUUUCACCCUGUCAAAAACAGCUCUUUUCAGAGCAAGCCGUUUUGUAGGAUUUUCCUUUAAAUAUUAAUGAGCUCUGCUGACCCUGCCCCUCUCUUCAAAAGCCACUCUCAGAGAGACUGUUUACUUUAGCCGCAUUAGAUGCAUUUAGGUAGAUCGGGGGUGCGUUUCCUUCAGAAACAAAUGUAAUCCACUGCAUCUUUAGCGGAUCAUCCAAGAACAAAUCACCACAAUCGCUUAGGAGUCAUCCUUG